Molecule: messenger RNA, 2159 nt
Organism: Ailuropoda melanoleuca (giant panda)
Lineage: Eukaryota; Metazoa; Chordata; Mammalia; Carnivora; Ursidae
Product: zinc finger protein 184
Exons: 5
Coding region: 373-1842 (489 amino acids)
Biological process (GO): regulation of transcription by RNA polymerase II
Cellular component (GO): nucleus
Molecular function (GO): DNA-binding transcription factor activity, RNA polymerase II-specific; RNA polymerase II cis-regulatory region sequence-specific DNA binding
Source: RefSeq, a predicted model, not a curated record
CCGAUGUCCCCGAGCCCUCUGGGAAGUGGAGUCCUUCCGCCGGGACCCCCGACCUGGCGCGGUCGCCUCCAAGUGCGCAGAUGCGACUCCAGACGGAGCCUCGGGCUCGAGCCUUUUGUUUCCCCGCAGCUCUGUGAGUCGGGAAAGCGACUCCGUCCGCCCCUCCUGUCUUUCCCAGAGCGCAAACCCGCAGGGACCCACCCUGUGGCCGGAGCCGAGACCGCAGUGCGUCCAGGGAGCUUCAGAGUAGAGUUGAAUGAUUAACACAAAGAAGCAGAUUAUGUAUUGCUGAAAAGUCCAUGUUUAUGUCACCUGAAACUGUGAAUAAGAAGGAAGUCAUAGCAAUAACAGGACAAAAAAGAGAAGCUGAUCAUGGAUUAUCUGACCAUUGAAGCUGAGGAAAAAGUCCUUCCAGCCAUUACUACUGAGGAUGCCUCUCUGCCCCAAAAACAGGACACAGAAGAAAUGGAACCUACUGUUGAGCUCCUUCCUGUUGAGUUCCAGGAAUUGGUGACAGUCAAGGAUGAGGAAAUGGAUUUCACUCAUGUGGAAGAACAGCUGAAUUCUGCCCACAGGUACAUGGGCAUGGAUAUGAAAGUGGAGACUUGUGGGAGCCUGGUAUUUUGGGAUUCCGAAUCUAUACCUGAAACUAAAGAAUCCUUUCCAAAGCAGGGAUUUUAUGAAGAAGUGUCAUCUGAAAGAGAGCUGAUAAUGGAGAGACUUAAAAAGGAUGAGUCCUGGGACUCCAGACUGAUAGAAGCCUGGCAGUGUGAAGGCACAUUAGAAAGGCAGCAAGGAAAUCAAAAGAAAGAUUUAAGGCAAGUCAUAAUUAAACGCAAGAAAAACCCUGUGGAGGAUUGUAAUGAAACUGGGGAAAGUUCAAACCCAAUUCAAUGUCACAACAUUUACUCAGUGAAAAAGCCUUGGAAGUGCAAUGAAUGUGGGAAGACCUUCAGUUACUACUCAGCCUUUAUCCUACAUCAGAGAAUUCAUACUGGAGAGAAGCCUUAUGUAUGUAACGAGUGUGGAAAGGCCUUCAGUCGGAGCUCAUCACUUAUUCAGCAUCAGAGGAUUCACACUGGAGAGAAACCCUAUGAGUGUAAUGAAUGUGGGAAGGCUUUCAGUCAUCGGUCAGCCCUCAUCCAACAUCAUAUCAUUCAUACUGGAGAAAAGCCCUAUGAGUGCAAUGAAUGUGGGAAGGCCUUCAACCAAAGCACAUACCUUAUUCAACAUCACAGAAUCCAUACUGGAGAGAAACCCUAUAAAUGCAAGGAAUGUGGGAAAGCUUUCAAUGAUACCUCAUCCCUUAUUAAACAUCAAAGGGUUCAUACUGGAGAAAAACCCUAUGGAUGUACAGAGUGUGGGAAAGCCUUUAGUGACAGGUCGGGCCUCACUCAACAUCAGAGAACUCAUACAGGGGAAAAGCCAUACGAAUGCAGUGAAUGUGGGAAAGCUUUCAGUUACUGUUCAGCUCUUAUUCAACAUCAAGGAACACAUACCGGGGAGAAACCUUACAAAUGUAAUGAAUGUGGGAAAGCCUUCAGUGACCGCUCAGCUCUUGUAAGACAUCAGAGAAUUCAUACUGGAGAGAAACCUUACAAAUGUAAAGAAUGCAAGAAAGCCUUCAGCCAGAGCUCAUCUCUUACAAAGCAUCUGAGAACUCAUACUGGAGAGAAACCAUAUAAAUGCCAUGAUUGUGACAAAGCCUUCAGCCAGAGUUCAUCUCUUAUUCAACACCAGAAAACCCAUAAGGGAGAAAAACACUACAAGUGUAAGAAAUGUGAGAAAACCUUCAGUGUGCGUUCAGCCUUUCAUCAACACAAAGAAAUUCAUGAUGAAUAGAAGGCAGUAAAUUCAUGAAAUAACUGUGUAGUCUUGGGGCACCCAGGUGGCUCAGUUGGUAGAGUGUGCAGCUCUUGGUCUAUGGGUUGUGAGUUCAAGCCCCAUGUUGGGCAUAGAUUUUACUUUGAAAAAAGGAAAAAAAUAUGUAUUCUCUCCUAAUUGUGUAGAUCUGUUCUAAGUAUUACAGGGUAUACCAUAAAAACAUGAGGCUGUGUCAUGUGAAAAAAUAACUCUCAAGGGUACGGGAAGAGGACAAACCCCAAAAAGCUGAAGCAAUGAAGAGAAAUCCUAGAGAAGCACAGAAGGAAGAAGUCUGG